AAACCCGUGCUUUAGUAGAAACGAAAUAUUUAAAGCCAUACUAGCGGAACAGACGAACUGAACAAGAAGCUAAGCAGUAGGAGUUAUAAGUUCAAGACAUAGUACAUGACAAUAUAAUAAGAUAAAUAUCACUAUAUACACAACAGUAUAGUAGAAAGAAAAUGAAUUUACAAACCAAACUUAAUAAUUCCUUGAACGAUGUUCUUAAGACGUCGGGGUAUAUAUUUGAAAUAAUCGGGAAUAAUAAGAAGCAAAGUAAUUUAAUAACAGGAACAAAUAAUCAACUUAUAAGUCCAGCCAUAACUGCUCAAUUAGCAAAUAGCAUUUCUAAAUUUGAUGAUAUUUUAGAUGAAACUAUAUCAAAGUUUAAUGAUGCACGAUGGUGUAUUGAUCAAAUUAUAGAAAAUAAGCAGAAACAAGAAGAAUUGAAAUUAAAAGAAGAGUUGGAGAGAAGGAAACGAGAAGAAGAAAGACAACGACUUGAAGAAGAAGAGAGAAGAAUUCAAGAAGCGAAAAAGAAAGAAGAAGAAGCAGCAGCUAAAUUGAAAGCUGAAAAGGAAGCAGCUGAAAAGCAGAAGGCAGCUGAAGCUGCUGAAUUAAAGAGAAAGAUGGAAGAACAAAUUAAAAAGGCUAAAGAAGAAGAAGCACAACGAAAGAAACUAGAAGAAGAGAAUAAAAAGAGAGAAGAGCAACUGAAUCAAGAUUUCGGUGAUUUAAUGUCAACUAAUGAUUUUGAUUUCCUUGGUGAUAUUAAUAUGAAUAGUGGUAAAGAUCUUUUAUCAAGUAUGGGAUUUUCUAAUGAUCCUCCAUUAACAUCAGUUGGUGGUAAUAAUGGUAAUAAUGAUUUUAAUAUGGAUUUAGGAGAUUUAACUGGAGUUGCUUUAGGAGUUGAACCUUCAAAUAGUGGAAGUAAUAUUAAUACGAAUGCACCACCAAGUGGUAUUUUAGAUGAUAAUGUUGGUAGUAUUAAUGGAGGAUCAGGAAAUAGUAAUAAUAGGAAUGGAGAAGGAGAUUUAGAAGGAGUUAGCGGAGAUCUUGAUUUAAAUAUGAAUAAUUUACUUGAAAAUGAUGAACUGAUACUAGAUGGACUCAAUAUGAGUAUCUUAGAACAAGGUUAUGAUAAUAAUAAUGCUGGAGCUUUACCAAAUGAUGAAGAUUUUGAUGUAGAUAAUUUCUUAGAUCAAUUUGGUGGAGCUGAUUAGUUAAAUCUUUUUAGAUUAGGUUAUUAGUAUUUAAUGUAAGCACCCGAUUUCCUAAUUAGGCAGUCUACGAUUUAAUCCAAUAAAAAUGCGUAAAAGAUCACAUAG
Molecule: messenger RNA, 1307 nt
Organism: Scheffersomyces amazonensis
Lineage: Eukaryota; Fungi; Ascomycota; Pichiomycetes; Serinales; Debaryomycetaceae
Gene: CTA26
Product: Cta26p
Exons: 1
Coding region: 162-1202 (346 amino acids)
Biological process (GO): maintenance of gastrointestinal epithelium; negative regulation of barbed-end actin filament capping
Source: RefSeq, a predicted model, not a curated record